AUGCGCCGCGCCGACCUGAUCGUGCCCUAUGCCGAGCCAGAGAAGGCCAAGGACGACAACGACAUGUCGAGCACGCUCUCGAGCACACUGCCCAUGGCUGCUAUCUUCACGCGGAACAAGAUGAUCGGCUGGGUUGCUGUAGUAUUCGCUAUCCAGUCGUGGCUUGCUGAGACCCCCGAGCAGAAGAAGACGUCGACUACACCCGCCUACUUCCAGGUUGGCAUGUCUGCCAUGUCGCUCCUCGUUACCUACUCGUCAAUAUUCCUCCCCCCACCACCUAUCAGGCCGGGCCAAGCAUCUGGCACGGAGGCGUUUGCUGCUGCGCCGCCGUCCCCACCCAAGAAAUCGCCGCUACCCAAAGCAUCCAUACCCAACUACCCCCCACCUACACGCGCGCUCACCGACUGUCGUAUGUCCAUCGAGAACCUCAAGACCUUCGACCCGUUCGCGGAAGCGGAUGAAGAUACCGGCCAGGUCAAGCAGACUCAGCAGGACUACAUUCAUAUUCGUAUCCAACAGCGCAAUGGCCGCAAGACCUUGACGACUGUCCAAGGUCUCCCCAAGAAAUUUGACCAGAAGAAGAUCCUCAAGGUGAUCAAAAAGAAGUUUGCCUGCAAUGGCACCAUUGUAAGCGACGCCGAGAUGGGCGAAGUCGUCCAACUCCAGGGCGAUCAGCGCAAAGACGUCCAGGACUUCUUGACCGACAAGAAGGAGGGACUUGGUCUCGAUGCGAAGACGAUCAAGUCGUCCAUGACUACUACCUUGUGCCUCCUCGAUAUGCCAGCUGCCCUCGUCCGUGGCACGGCUAAAGCGGCACAGCUUUUUGUAAGCUUGCGUCAUACGCCUCUAUACCAGGAUGAAGAGAGGGGCGGAGUACGAGGCUGGUUCGAGCACAUGCGCGGCAGUGGAAUGCUGGGCGCCGAAUGA
This is a messenger RNA of Alternaria ethzedia, 927 nucleotides long. RefSeq lists its product as uncharacterized. Bases 1 to 927 code for a protein of 308 amino acids. Lineage: Eukaryota; Fungi; Ascomycota; Dothideomycetes; Pleosporales; Pleosporaceae. Gene Ontology annotation, biological process: protein insertion into ER membrane; translational initiation. Gene Ontology annotation, molecular function: protein folding chaperone; ribosomal small subunit binding; translation initiation factor activity. The transcript is spliced from 11 exons. Gene Ontology annotation, cellular component: endoplasmic reticulum membrane; eukaryotic 43S preinitiation complex. The record is from RefSeq and is a predicted model, not a curated record.